AUGACAGAACUCGUAUCCUUUGUAGGUAAGAAAGUCCACGUUAUAACUACCGAUGCCCGAUUUUUUGAAGGAGUACUAGAAGGAUUCGAUAAAAACACCAAUAUAAUACUCAGCAAUAGCAUCGAACGAAUAAUAUACACAGUGAAAGGUUCAAAUCAAGCUAAUGAAGCAAUACCGAGUGGUGUAAAUAUCAUGAGAGGUAAUGAAAUUGUCUGCAUUGGAGAGAUUGAUGAUGACACCUAUUCCAAAAUCAAUUGGAUGGAUAUGAAAGGAUCUCCACUCAAAACUACAAAAAACCCACUUUAA
Messenger RNA from Lodderomyces margitis, 306 nucleotides. Its product is annotated as U4/U6-U5 snRNP complex subunit. Gene Ontology annotation, molecular function: RNA binding. Gene Ontology annotation, biological process: mRNA splicing, via spliceosome. NCBI's taxonomy places the organism in Eukaryota, Fungi, Ascomycota, Pichiomycetes, Serinales, Debaryomycetaceae. The record is from RefSeq and is a predicted model, not a curated record. The coding region runs from base 1 to 306 and encodes 101 amino acids. Gene Ontology annotation, cellular component: precatalytic spliceosome; U6 snRNP; U4/U6 x U5 tri-snRNP complex. The transcript is spliced from 2 exons.